GCCGCCCAAGAGAGCUUCGAGAGGUUGGGAGAAUAUGCGGCAUCUCCAGCGCUGGAUCGAUAUUCAUGAUCGAGUGGUUUCGAUUGCGGUCUUGGGGAAAGGUCUGCUCUUCCGGGUAAGAUUGGAAUUUGCACAGAACUGACUCACUGGGACCUUCUGCGCAUCCAGCGGUGCUCGAGUGCGCGUAGGACAGCUCUGGUGCAUCAUCCAACUGUUAUGGUCUGAUUUUCUCGCUGCCGUCUGCGAGCCUUGGCAUCUGUGAGCUGAUCCUUGGUGCUUCUCAGUGCUGGCCCGGAAGCUUGUGGAGCUCGCUCAGAAAAAUAGAAGCGGUUUGGCCAGCGGCAAACGGCCUCGCACUCCUGGCGCCAUUCUCACCCCACGCCGGCCGGGCGGUCGGACUGUCGGUUAUGCCCCGGAGCACCUCCACCAUCUCCCCGCGCCGCCGUUCGCUACCUCGUUCCGAGCAUCGGACUCCCGCGGGACACCUCGGAUGCACCUGCCAACGGGCUUGCAUUUGGAAUGGUGGCAUCUGCAGACCGUGUCGCAGACCUGAUGAGUCCCAAACGAGUAACACCUCGAGAUCUCCCUCCCUGGCGCCAAUGUACCCCAUCGCGCUAACUCACAUGCACCGCGAGGCUUCCCCGGACCCGCAAUCCCCAGAGAAGCCAAGACCCGGACUGCUGGGCUUGCCCGGCCCUGCAUGCUCCACACCUCCCGCGGCGUUCUCGAACCUCACCGGCCCCCGUCUUUACAUAAAACGGCGGUCAGCCCAGCAGCUCCAGCAAGCCACACCCGGAUUCGGGGUCGAGCAUGACGGAAGGCCAAGCAAAACCGAUCUUCCCCUUCUUUUGCCGAUGGCCAUAUACGAAAUGGCCGCCCUUUUUUUGCACCACAUACAUGCAUAAAAGAGAGGGGUGAGCAUGACGAUCGCAAGCAGUUCCCUAUGGAGUUGGCCCAGCACGUUGGAGUGGUGGGCAGUUAAUUUCUUCAUACCAGGUCAGUGGCCACUGACCGAGGAAGACACGACAGCUGCGGGCACCUUUUACCUCGGCCUUCAUGCAACCUUGCUUCAUAUGAGAGGAGAAGACACGGAACCCAAGCCAUC
Parathielavia appendiculata is the source of this 1105-nucleotide messenger RNA. RefSeq lists its product as uncharacterized. The coding region runs from base 408 to 905 and encodes 165 amino acids. The record is from RefSeq and is a predicted model, not a curated record. NCBI's taxonomy places the organism in Eukaryota, Fungi, Ascomycota, Sordariomycetes, Sordariales, Chaetomiaceae. The transcript has a single exon.